This is a messenger RNA of Argiope bruennichi, 3245 nucleotides long. RefSeq names its product protein Son-like. The record is from RefSeq and is a predicted model, not a curated record. The coding region runs from base 232 to 3192 and encodes 986 amino acids. Gene Ontology annotation, biological process: regulation of cell cycle; regulation of mRNA splicing, via spliceosome. NCBI's taxonomy places the organism in Eukaryota, Metazoa, Arthropoda, Arachnida, Araneae, Araneidae. The transcript has 12 exons. Gene Ontology annotation, molecular function: RNA binding.
UCAUUCACUGUUCAAACGUUUGUUAUUGUUUAUAUUUCUGAAGGAAUUUAGCAAAUUUAUAUCUUUUUAAAUAUUACAAUCCCCCUUUCUCCGUAUGCAUAACGUAAUUCAAAAUGAAAAACUAUUUAUUACAUAAUUGAUGAAAGAUAAGCGACAGUUAAAAUUUGAUUAUGUUUGCAUUCAAUUAUUUACAAUUUUUUUCUGAUAUAUGGUAUUCUUUUUUGCUGUUAAAUGUCAUUAUUUGAAGACAACUUAAACACUAAUUGUGGAAUUAUAAAUGUUGAAGAUAUUUUAGCAAAUUUUUUCCUGAAAAAAAUUGAUAUGAAAAGCUCAAAAUCAGAAAGUGAUAGUAAAUACAAGAAGAAAUCAAAGCACAAGAAACAUAAAUCAAAGAAACAUAAACAUAAAUCAGGCAAAAGAUGUGACAGCUCUGAAAGAAGGAAUUCUAAUAGUUUGCAUUUUGGAUGCACUUCUAGUUCUGAAGAAAAGGAUAUUAAAAGACUGAAAAAAUUAAAGAAACUGGAUGUGAAAGACCCAGUGAAAUUUAAUUCUUUUUUGCCUGUGUCACUUUCUACUCAAAAUGUUCUACAUUCAGAUGAAGAUUUUGUUCAAAAUGGCACAUUCGCCAAAGUUGACCUUCCUUAUGGACCAUCUUUAGAACUAUUAUUGGCAAAUACAGAAGUAAUUGAAAGAAAUGCUGAAUCUAAAAAACAAGAUACUUUAUCAUUGGAUCAAAAUAAUGAAUCAUCUAGUCAUCCAACAGGUUCAAUAUCAACUUCUUGUUACAUUAAUCCUAUAUUAUGUAGUGAAUCAGUUUCUUCCUCAAAAGAAUCAGAAGAUUCAAAAUUAAUUGAAAAUGCCAGAGAAAGAAUGAAAUCUAAAGAAGAAAAUGUGUUAAAUGAUGUAGAAAUGUCUAGCGAUAAAUUACUCAAUAUCUCCAAACAGAUUGUUGGUGUGUCAGAAUUGAAAAGCUCCGAUAAUGAUUCUAUUGUAAAACUAGAAUUAAGUGACAAAAAGGAAAAAAGGAGCAAAGAUAGAUCUCAGUCCAGGUCUAGAAGUAAGUCAAAUCCUCGUAAGCGAUCCAGAUCUUCCUCUUCUCAGUCUAGAUCAAGGAAACAUUCAACAUCUAGGUCUAGAAGUAAAUCAAAUCCUCGUAAGCGUUCUAGAUCCAAAAGUUACUCGUCUCAUUCUAGAUCAAGAAAACAUUCAAUCUCUAGGUCUAGAUCUUAUUAUGGGUCUUGUAAAGAAAGAUCUGGUUCUAGAGACCAUUCAAAAUAUCAGUAUUCAUCCCAAUCAAACUCUAGACGAUCUAGAUUACGAAACUUGUCAAAAAGAAGAAGAAGAAGCCACAGUCAAUCAUCGGGAAGGCGUAGAAGGUCUCGUUCUUGGUCCUACCACAAAGAAUAUACGAAAUCAAAGCAUGAUUCUAAACGAAGAUCACGAUCCAUCAAUAGAAGAGAUAGGUCAAGGACACGCUGGAAAGAAUGCAUAUCUCAUCGAUCAAGGAGAGAAUGCAGUUACAAUGAUAGGUCAAACAAGAAAAAGAAAUCUAGCUCUGAAAGGGAGUCAAAAUUGAAAACUUCACGACCUAAUUCCAAAGAGAAAUAUAGUUCUUCAAAAAGUUGCAAAAUUGAUCAGGCAAAGAUUCGUGAAAUUGCUGAGAAGAAUGUUUUGAAUAUGAUACAGCAAGGCACAUUACCUGAAGGCUUUUCCAUAGAAAAUUUCAAAAAGAAAGAACUUGUUUCAGUUACAGCUGGCAGAAAAUCUGUGCAAGAACUUACAGAUUUCUGUGCCAGACUAUCCAAAAAAGAAAAUGAAUCUGAUACUGAUGGUGAUACUAAUGAUAUCAGCAACCUUGAAGGAGAAAAUGACUUUAUUCAUCAUCCUUUCAAACUGAAAGAACAGACAAUGAUAAAAUUAAAUAUUAAAAAUGCUGUACAAAUUCCAGUUAAAACUCAUGCUGAAAAGUUUGCUGAAACAGCCAAGCUAAGCUCUCAAUUUCCUGUUUCAAGUGGUAAUCAGCACAAACAGAAAGAACUUGAAUGGAUACCUGUAGUACCUGAAGAAAGUAAAAAUGUUCUUAAACCAAAUGAAAUCAAAAGCAUCAUUCCUAUUGAGUUAACAACUUCAGUCGGAAAAAACUUUGCUCCAAAGAUAAUGGAAAGCUCUGCAUCAGCCACAUCAGCACCUCUGCCUGUUUCUAAUGACAUUCCGUCCAUACCUCUGCCUUCUACUCCUAAUCAACCAUUGCUACCCCCUCCACUUCCUCCUUUAACACCAUCACUUCCACCUUUACCAACACCUCCUGUUCCUCCAUUUCAGUUACUGUCUUCAAAUUUAGUUACACAGACUUCUGAAGUGAAAGCACAAUGUACAAAUAACACUGAAACACAGUCGCCAUUGAGUUAUCCAUCUUUAUCAUUGUCUAGUAAUUUGCCAGUGCCAACUUGUAAUUCAGUUCAAGUAUCAUGUACAGAAAGUGGUAGAUCAUUUUUCAAGAAUCAACCAGUGUCAGCUUCAACAUCCCAAUUUGACUUCUCUUCAGUGUUUUGUAAGAAAUUUCAAGCUGAACAAAAGCUUCAAGGAGAUCCAAACAAUGCUGAAGCUUUAAAGGCCAUCCAAGAUGCUGAAGCAGCUAUACAAGAAUGGGUGAAUUCAUGCAGAGUUCCAGGAAUGUUUUAUGGAAAUACAUAUGUGAAACCUCUUCCACGGGAACGACUAGGUGGAUUCAAGGACUAUCGUGUGAAAAGAGAUGCAUUUACCCGUGCUGCACCUGUAACAGAAGGAAAAGGAAUGAGCUUGCUGAAAAAAAUGGGUUGGAAUCCAGGAGAGGGUCUUGGAAAGAAUAAAGAAGGCUCAUUAGUCCCCUUAAUAAUUGAUAUUAAAAUGGAUAAAAAAGGUCUAGUUUCUGAAGGAGAAAGUGGAAAGAACAAUAUAACAAAUGCUGUCAAGGAACUACAAGGAAAACAUCCCGUGUCUGCAUUGAUGGAGCUUUGCAGUAAAAGAAAAUGGAAACCUCCUCUAUAUACUGUUAUAAAAGAUGAAGGUCCUCCUCACAAGAAACAGUUUCUUUUCAAAGUAGAAGUGAAUGGUGUUGAUUAUCAACCUGUAAUGCCUUGUUCUAAUAAAAAAGAUGCAAAAGCAGAUGCUGCUAUUGUAUGCUUGCAAGCUCUCAAAGUGUUUCCUCCUUGAAUGGAAUGAUAUAAAUGUACAUUGUAUUAAUAAAAUAAUAAAGACUGCUGAUA